UGGGACUGACUGGUUUGAUAGAGAUUGCUGCCGGUGGCUCCCGGUUUCCAGUCCGACACCGACUCCUCUGACCGCCGACCGACCGACGGAUGGAUGAUGGAUGCCGCGCCGAGUUAAUCUGCGUCCUCGGUGAAGAGAAAGGAGACGGGCUAAAGUCCUGCUCCUUGGACUGUGGACCCAAAGAGCUGCUGAGCAUCUGAUGGAGGACGGUUCACACUGUCGGCCCGGUCAUUCGUGUGGAUCUCUGCUCUCCUCCUGUGGACACUGAGGCGUUUCUGAUCAGAGACUGUGGAUCUGCUGCAGCCAUGUUUCCUCCAGAGUCCAGUCCAGCCUCGCGGACGCUCCAGCUGCUCGCCGCCGCCGUCGCUGUGAUACUGCUGACCUUGCUUCCCGUGAGCGCCGUGGAACCAGAGACUUGUUUCUCCAGACAGCACCAGAGCGCCAGAGUCAACGUCAGACUGGCCCUGAACAGACCGGGGGCGCUGAUGGAGGGACGGGCGGUCCGGUCUGACAGGGACUGUGUCCUCACCUGCUGCUCAGAGGAAGUCAAACCAGGAGCCAAGUGCAACAUGGCCGUCUUCACCGCCAUCAGACGCAGCGGCGAGGACAACUGCCUCCUGUUCCACUGUCCCACGGAGCAGGACUGUCCUCUGAUGAAGGCUCCGGACGGCACCAACACCUACGACAUCUACAAAGGGUUGAUUCAUCCAACCACAGUGAGACCUGUCACCACGACAACCACAAAAGAAACCAUCUCCACCACCGCUCUGGCACCAACCACACCUGCAACCACCACAACAACCACAACCACCACACAGAGUACAACAACGCCACCACCACCACCAACCACAACAACAACAACAACAACCACAACAACCACAACAACCACAACAACCACACAGCCCACCACCACAACAACAACCACCACCACACAUGCUCCAGCCACCACGACAGCACCUCCACCCAUCAUCAUCAUCGCCACGAUGCCUGCGAUAACACCAUCACCCACCACCACCACAACAACAGCAGCACCAACAACUACAGCAGCACCAACAACUACAGCAGCAACAACAACAACAACAACAGAAACAACAACAACAACGACAACAACAGCUCCCACCUUCACCUCCAUCACCAUGAAGAAGACAAACAAACCCAGCAAGAAGCAAAACAAAACUGCCAAGAAAGGAAAACCACAUCCUGUCAGCACCACCACCACGACUGCCGCCACCACCACCGCCACCUUCCCGCCCACUCUCAGCCCCACGACAUCACUUCCUGUUGUAACGGCGGGAAAAGAGGCUGAACAUAGAACUACUGACAAACCACAGCCGAGUACUGAACCCACCACAACCACCACAACCACCACUGUUCCCACCACUGUUCCCACCACUGUUCCCACCACGACCGCCACCACCACCACGACCGCCACCACGACCACGUCCACGACCACGACUGCUCUUAAAACCACCACCUCCCCCUCCACCCCUCCCCCUACAACCGUUCCUACCACUACUGCCCCUCCUCCUCCUCCCACCACCACCACUACAACCACCACCACCACUGAGCCGCCCACCGUGAGGACGACUCCCGCAGCGAGUUUGGUCAUCGUCCCCAAAGGUGUCCUCCAGUCCGACCACGCCCUCCAGAACUCGAGUGUCGGCCGGGGGAAGGCGGUAGCCGCUCGGGGGGCGGUGAAGAGCGGCGUGGUGGCGUUCAUGGUGCUGGGGCUCGCCGUGCUCACGCUGGCCCUGGCCGUGGGCGGACGUAAGGCGAUGGAGUCCUUCGACAGACGCCAUUACACGAGACUGGAGCUGAACGACCUGCACUACGAGGUCUGAGGACGGACUUUGACUUUCAGGACGGAAGCUCAGAGGGACAAUUAUCAUGUUCGUCUCUUGAGUUACACAAUAAUCGAAUGUCUGCUUCACUCUGUUAAAGAGGCGCUGAACCGUGACCACAGAGAAUACUGGAUUCUGAUUGGUCAGACGUAACCACACAGCUCUUCAGUUUAUUACGUUUCAAUACGUUACGUUUAUCAGCCUAAAAUAUGAUUGAACAAGACUUUGACCUUUGACCUGUGCAGUUAUUUAAUAGGAGUGGGUGAUGUGAAUAAAAAUCCUCCAUCACACAAAGUGAUUAGUUAUUAAUGAGAUUCUUUGUUCAUGAACAUGAUAUUUAAUACAGAAGCUCCGUGUGUUUAAUGGCAGAGAAUUUACCUGCUUUUCCUGCUUUUCCUGCUCCAGCAAAGGAAAGAGCAGAGAAAUCCAAAUACAUCAUUAAAGAAAGAAUAACUACAACAGUAAUGAAUAUAAUCACAUGGUUUAUAUCAUGUUCAUGUCUCAUCACCCGCUCGUAUUCUCAGUAAGUCUCGUCAUGUCUGAUGAGUGACUGACGGAAAACACAAAGAGUGAAACUCAUUUUCAUUUGACUAAAUCCACAGAAUUAUGAUUUCCUCAUGAUUCUGACUGUCUGAGGUAAAAACCGACUUUUAUUUCUCACUUUCUCAGAAUUCUGACGUUUUCUCAGAGAUGAUUUUUCUUCUUCUCCGGUUCGUACGAGGCUCGAAGGUCCCGAAAGACUUUUUUAUUUUGUGUUCACAAAUCAGGAUUUUGUUUUUCUUUCUGGAUUUCUAUUUUCUUUUCAAUAUUAACAUUUCUCAAUAAUUUAGUCGAUAAGAAUUUUGACUUUAAUAAACUUUAUCCUCAGACUUUAGAUUUUUUCCUAAAUUUGAACCAUAAUCUUUUCAGAGAACUUACUUCUUCUCUGAAUUAUAUUUUUAUCUUGUGUCCACGACAAGACAGGAUUGUUUUCAUUUUUAGUCUCUUUUACUUCAUAGAACAUUUAAAAUUCUCUGAAUCUAAAAUAAACUUUAUGUUUUCCAGUUUCUGAGAUUUGAACCACAUUCUCAGAGAUUUUACUUUUACUAAAAAAAAAAUCAUGUUUCAGGACUUUGACUCAGAGACUGAAGUCUGAGCUUUUCUCAUAAUUCUGACUCUUUGGUUUCACUCACUGACGUUUAUUCCUGCCUUUCACUUGUUCUGCUUCAAAGCUGAGAACAGACCUACCUGUCCUCACCUGGUGAAACCACCUCCUGCAGAUCAUUUCUUCUUCUUGUCCUGUUGACUGUAGAAACUUCAGCUGGCGACGGAAAAACAAAGAACCAACAGCAAUAUUUUUAUUCCCCGAAACUCAGGAAGCCUGUGAAGCGUUCCCGUGGAGCAGAGCUGGAUUGUAUGAGCGGACACAGAUCUGUACAUUCGGCCGUCUGGUGUCGAGGCCUUUUCGCCAUGGGGGGAGGGGAGGGGGGGGGGGUUGUCGACUCUUUGUGUAUAAGACGUACACCUGCAUGUCUUUUUACUUCCACAUGCUUCAGCCAUACGAGCCUGUGAUUGCUUCUUAAAUCACCAACUCAGUCUAGAUGUCGGACUCACUCUCACUGUGUUGAUUUUGUAUUUUCUCCACGUUUCUCUUGUUUCACUUACGAUAAAAAUAUAAACGAUUGAUGCAAUCCUCUGAGAAUCGAUGCACUACUGUAUCCUGCGGUUUUUGAUAAAUGUGAUCUGCUUCUUUUACAAUAUUAGAUUGUUUUUCAUAGGUAAGAGUACACUGGCUGCGCACUAUUUUCCUAUAAUAACUACAUUUGUAUUGGAUGUCAGUGUAUUUGGGGGGUUGGGGGGGGGCAGAUGGAAGGACGUUGCUGCAGCAUCAGUUGACCACCAGGUGGCAGCAGCAGCCUGAUGAACUUCCUGCAGACACUGACCUGAAGACUGGCGACUUGUUUUCACUUCUCUUGCUUUGGUUUCUACUCUGUCUGAUUAACUCCAUGGAUGGUGAUAGUUUGGUCUCGUUUUGUGAAGUGAUGCUUUUGCAUAAGUUUGGAAUUUGAUGUUUUGUUCUUGUAAGGAUUAAAAAAAAAAUGUGAUUUUUGAAAGUG
Molecule: messenger RNA, 3937 nt
Organism: Seriola aureovittata
Lineage: Eukaryota; Metazoa; Chordata; Actinopteri; Carangiformes; Carangidae
Gene: mansc1
Product: MANSC domain containing 1
Exons: 5
Coding region: 306-1841 (511 amino acids)
Source: RefSeq, a predicted model, not a curated record